CUUACCACGGCGAUGUUCUACUUAGCCGCGGUUUCAUGAUCCCGAAAAUUGCGGCGGCCUGUGGUUCCUCCCACCGUGGGUAUGUAUGACCUUUCGUGGUAAUUCCCGCGACCUGAGAAAACCGUUGCGCAGGAUAACUUGUCUCCUACCUCCCACAUGUUUUCUUUGUAAACUCACAACUUCUCGUAUUUAGAGCCCGGAACUACCUUCGAAUCCUCAAAUAAAACAGGGAAGCGUAUGGAGGUCACCCCUGACAUUGGCGCCAGCUCCGAAGGCCUUUCAACUGCAGCCAGUAGACCUUCCAAUGCAGGGAACCUGGAAUCGGGGCGAGACUGGGCCAUGAGUAGCGAAACUGAGGAGCUCUUCAAUAUGGAGCUACCGCACGCGUUGGAAUUUGACUCAAGGAAAUCAGACGAUGCUACAGGGACAGUGAAGGAGGGGAAAAAGCGAGCGGCCCAUAAUGAUCCAUUGGAGGAGAGUGAUGCCGAAGAUGAAUCCGAAUUCUCCACCAAUGCUCACAAUGGAAUGCCAGGCGUUAAUGGCAUGGCGAAGGCUAAACCAGCAGCGAAAAAACUUAAGCUGGAGGAGCCUAGUAACGCUCGGAAUCCACCCUGCUGGAGAUGCAGAGAAGCGGAUAUCCCCUGCCUUGGCAAUAAAACACGAUCUUCCUGCAACGCUUGCUUCCAUCAUCACUGGAAAUGUGCCACGAACCCACCUUCUAUGAAAGGAAAGAAGCCGAAGAACAACACAAUUUCAGCGAACGCUCUGAAGCACCUCCUCUGGCACCCUCAGACUGUCGGCUCGAACAACACCGGAAGUAAAGUGGUGGGGGAGAAAGGCAAUCCAACUUCGUAUUCUACAGUUUCUGGGAAAACAUCAACAGUAACCAACAGUGCCUCUAAAUCAGCGCCGGCCUCCUCUAAGGACAUGGUCUCAGUGUCAGCGCCCACAGCUAAAGGGAAAGAAAAGGCAAAAAUCUCCGAACUCGUCCAACCCUCGGGUCCGUCCAUGUCCUGCACAUCGUCAGGCCUCCCCGUGCUAAUACUCGCACCCCCGUCGGUGUCCGCACCGACAUUGAGGUUGGGACCACCAACGCCAUUGCCGGCGUCAAUUUCGACAGAAUCAUCCAUGUCUGCAUCUGCAUCUGCAUCUGCCUCGAGCUCGAGACAUAAUAGAAAUCGCACGCGACGACAAGAAUCCGCAGGAAUAUCAAAAUCGAGUCGAGAAAAACCCGUGGCUCCGACAUUUUCCGACUAUGCUGGGGAAAAGGUGUCAGACAGGAUUCUAGAUUGGCCUGGACAUACCAAAACUCGUUCGAAUCCAAGGCGGAGUGCUCGUCCCGCCCGGAAAGAGUUUGAUGCAGACACGGAUGAGGAGGAGGAAGAACAAGGGGAGGAGAAACGGAGGCACUCAGCGGCGGACAAAGGAAAACAGAAAGCCCACGAACCCGGCGAUAUCUCUGAACUCUCUUCGCCACCCUCAUCGAUAGGGUCUACACCAGAUCCUUCGUCAUCUCUCUUUCCCACAGGCGCCCUAGAACCUCGUCCGCUUCCUACCACAUCUACCCUCCCGACCGUCGUCACCACCCUGAAUGCGCUAACCAGCAUGGUCAAAACUAUGCGAACUGACCUGGGUGAGGUGAAAGACACCACCGCUAGUCUAUCGGGCUCGAAGAGCACCUUAGACUGGGGAAUCACACUCGAUAAGCUAAACAGGCAAGAGAAGCUUAUUAACCAGCAGAGCAAGGUCCUCGAGGCGCAAGGGGAGAUGAUCCGUGCGAUGGCGAAGAGUAUGAUGGAACUCAUGGGGGAAAAAUUUGUGUUUGACUUUGACGUGGACGAAGGGACAGGAGGAGGAGGGAGGUGUACGGGUGACGCCAGCGAGGCUGUUGAAACUGCCUUACGCCCAGUGGGCAACGAUACAUCGAUGAACCAAGCGUCGACGCCGCAUACAAGUGGCCAAGAUAACGGUAAAGCCGUCGAGCAGGCUGACCGCCCCCUGGUCGUUGAUACAGCGACCAAUAGAGGUUCGGUCUAUGUUCCGUCAAAACCAAUACCAGUGCGAAAGGCAUCAAGUGGCAGCACCCCUUCCUCCCUGACGUCUACGACCACUGUCAUUACGACACAGCCUCAUGAACUUCCGCCCCCAAGAGCCACUUCUUUUAUGCGACCGCAACAGAAACCCGCAGUACCUCAGGAACCUCGAAAUCAGCUCAGCACCCCCAAACCUGCGGUCGUUGGAGAACCAUCGGUAGCCUCAUCGUCUUUACUGUUGCGUCCUAGCAGUGCCAAUGAGGAACGACCUCAUUUUUCUACCGCUCACUGGUCACAGACAAGGGUCCAUGACGAUUCUGAUGAAGAGAGAGAUGAACUGCUCGACGAUACACCGAUAAAGCCGAGCCUUAAACAAGGUUGGGUUAAGACACAGAUGAUGGCUCUGCGAUAG
Molecule: messenger RNA, 2445 nt
Organism: Marasmius oreades (fairy-ring Marasmius)
Lineage: Eukaryota; Fungi; Basidiomycota; Agaricomycetes; Agaricales; Marasmiaceae
Exons: 3
Coding region: 238-2445 (735 amino acids)
Source: RefSeq, a predicted model, not a curated record